Acaulospora colombiana is the source of this 783-nucleotide messenger RNA. The record is from the annotation of a GenBank genome assembly. NCBI's taxonomy places the organism in Eukaryota, Fungi, Glomeromycota, Glomeromycetes, Diversisporales, Acaulosporaceae.
AUGGCCAUACCACCGCUCCUCAUUAAGAUUGUUAACACCUUGGCCUUCGUCUUUCUCCUGGGGCUCAACACUUACGCCGGUUUCUUCGAUAAUGAUUCCCCAUAUCACGAAACCCACGUAACCUACAUUACCCCUGCAGCCUUCGUGUACUUCAUUUGGGUGCUCAUUCACUUCUUGUUAUUAGGCUUUGUCAUCUAUCAGUUCUUCCCCGCCGCCAACGAGGUAGUCGUCGAUGGAAUCCACGGACACUUCCUCAGUCUUAGUGUGUUCAAUGCCAUUUGGGUGUGGUUGUACUCAACCGAUCACACCAUCCUCGCGUUGAUUCCUCUUCUCCUCGUUUCCGGUCAGGUGUCCUACGUCUACUUCAUCAUCAAGAACAGGUACCCGGCUGCAACCUUUGGAGAGACCGUAUGGAUUCAUGCUCCAUUCUCCCUUUACCACGGAUGGAUAUUCGUGUUGACAGUCAUCGGUGUAUUCGUCGCCUUCAGUCCUGAAAAAGUCGAUGAUGAAUCGCCCAAUGUACUCACCAAGAUAUUUGUUGUCCUCGGUCUACUCUUCCUUGAGGGAACCGCCGUCGCAUACAUUGAAAAAUACAAGGGAGACAUCGCUGGUGCCAUAGUGAUUGCGUGGUCACUCUUCGGAAUUGCCGCUGAACAAGAUGAUCCGGUCAUUCACUGGGCCGCCAUCAUCUUGGCUGUGUUCACCACCAUUCACAUCUUCAAACCAUUGUUCAAGAAAUACGUCCUCAAGACACGUGAAGAACAAGCUCCAUUAAUACCUUAA